Penicillium canescens is the source of this 381-nucleotide messenger RNA. RefSeq lists its product as uncharacterized. The record is from RefSeq and is a predicted model, not a curated record. The transcript has a single exon. NCBI's taxonomy places the organism in Eukaryota, Fungi, Ascomycota, Eurotiomycetes, Eurotiales, Aspergillaceae. The coding region runs from base 1 to 381 and encodes 126 amino acids.
AUGAAUCAAGCUCAGAUGCAGCGCACUGAUAACAUGAACAUGUUUAACUCUGGCUCGGGUGGAAUGAACAAUCCGUCCAACGAGACCAUGAUCGACUCUUACCAGCCUCUGGACCCUGCCAGCGCUUCGCUGGGCGACUAUAACCGGUCCAUGCUGCAGUACACUCAGCGCCAGAUGUCUACCUUUGUUGACACCGAUGACUCUCACCGCAGCAAAGGUUCUAGCAGCCGCAGUAGUCAGAGCAGCGGCCAAAGUGGUCGCAGUGGUACCUCCGGACUCGCUCGCCAGGCUAAUGGGCCUCCAACAUCUGUCAAGCAUGCUGCUCACAUCGCUGAGAACAAGGUCUCUGGCCGCGACAUGGCUGCCAAUUCCGAAUUUUAG